AUGGUCGCACUGUCCAUGGCCGACGGCUAUGCCCGUCUAAGCGGCGAGGCGCAAUGCGUAAUCGUGCACGUCGACGUCGGUACCCUAGCUCUCGCAGCCGCCGUUCACAACGCCGCCAUGGGACGAGCACCCGUUCUGACCUUCGCCGGCCUCUCACUAUAUACCAUUGAAGGCAAAACUCCGUAUUCGAGAACUUACUUCAUCCAUUGGAUACAGGAUGUACUGGAUCAGAAGCAGAUUGUGGCGCAGUACUUUCGGUAUGUUGGUGAGAUUAAGACAGGGAAGAAUUUAAAGCAGAUAGUGCGAAGGGCACUGCAACUUGCGACUAGUCACCCGCAGGGACCGUCGUAUUUGAUGGGGGCGAGGGAGGUCAUGGAAGAAAACAUCGAGCCGUAUUCCAUCAACUCUGCUGUCUGGAGACCGAUUGCUCCGGCUGCUCUACUGCAGGAGGCUGUGCGAGAGAUUGCCGAGGCUCUGGUCAACGCGUCUGAUCCUCCUGUCAUUGUCGGUUUUACAGGACGGUGCUCAGACAUGUGUUUUCCCGCGGAACACCCUGGCUGGCUCGGAAUGAAAUACGGCGUAGACGCUGCAAUCGAGAAUGCCGACGUCUUCCUUAUCCUGGAUUGGGACGUACCCUGGAUCAACAAGCUUUGCAAACCCAAGAGCUCAGCAAAGGUGUUCCAUCUCGAUGUAGAACACCAGUAUAAACUCCUUCAAUGGAUUCACUGUGGAGGCGGAGGCCUCGGAUGGAGCGGUGGUGGCGCACUAGGCAUCAAGCUCGCAGCGGACGCAGCUGAUGCUUUGGUGCCUGGGAAGCUGAAGAGGUUCGUAGUGCAGAUUGUGGGCGACAGGUCUUACAUGUUCAGCGUUCCCUCGAGUGUGUAUUGGAUCUCUGCUCGCUACAGGAUCCCCGUUCUGGCUAUCGUUCUCAACAAUCUGGGCUGGAAUGCGCCACGGAGAUCUAUGCUGCUGGUGCAUCCUGACGGCCCUGCAUCGAGAGCUACCAAGGAGGAGCUGAACAUUUCGUUUGCCCCGAGUCCGGACUAUGUGGGCAUAGCGAGGGCUGCGAGUAACGGAGAAAUAUUUGGUGCCCAUAUAGUCAACGGGUCCGAAUUUGAGGCAGCACUGAAUGGGGCGGUGGAGAGACUUGAGUGA
Molecule: messenger RNA, 1155 nt
Organism: Bipolaris maydis ATCC 48331
Lineage: Eukaryota; Fungi; Ascomycota; Dothideomycetes; Pleosporales; Pleosporaceae
Product: thiamine pyrophosphate enzyme, N-terminal TPP binding domain-containing protein
Biological process (GO): L-valine biosynthetic process
Cellular component (GO): acetolactate synthase complex
Molecular function (GO): acetolactate synthase activity; flavin adenine dinucleotide binding; thiamine pyrophosphate binding
Source: RefSeq, a predicted model, not a curated record